GUACUAGUUUAUGUUUGACACAACGUGCCAUCGGUCCAUCCAACGCAAUAACUGAAACAGAAAUUUUCAUUGAAAAAGAAAAUGUCUGAAAAUAUCAAAGUAAAAAGAGUUUUUGUUAUCUACACUGGUGGCACCUUUGGCAUGGUGCUUAACGACGUUGGUGUAUUGGCACCAAAGCCGAAGGCUUUGGAGAAUUUCCUUCGGCAAGAUGCCAACCUGCACGACCCCAAUCUACGGGCACCGGAGAAACAUAAGGACGAAUUGGCGCUGCCCGUGGUAAAGGGCGAAUCGUGUCGGGUUCUCUACAAAAUCUUGGAGUACGAUCCAUUGCUGGACUCCAGUGAAAUAGCGGGGAUUGAUUGGAUGCGUAUAGCCAAUGAUAUUUCGUCGAAUUAUGAAUUCUUCGAUGGAUUUGUUGUAAUCCACGGCACCGAUACGUUGGCGUAUACUGCCUCUGCCCUGUCCUUUAUGCUGGAUAAUUUGGCUAAGCCGGUGGUCGUUACCGGGUCGCAGAUACCCAUCUACGACACGCGCACCGAUGGCAAGAACAACUUAGUCUCGUCACUGAUCAUUGCCGGCUGCUAUGAAAUACCGGAAGUGUGCGUCGUCUUCGCCAACAAACUGCUUCGUGGCAAUCGAACGGUCAAGGUCAAUUGCAACGCUCUGGAAGCUUUCGAUUCACCUAAUGCUCCGCUGCUGGGCACAUUUAAUUGUGUCAUAAAUAUAGAUAGAUCCCAGAUACGCCCGGCACCCAGAGACAAGCUGCGUGCUGUGACAGGUGUCUUGGAGAAGAAUUUGGCCACCUUGAAAAUAACUCCAGAUAUUUCAAUUAAUGUGAUUCGAUCGGCUCUGGCGGAGCCCAUAAAGGGCGUUGUCCUGGAGUCCUAUGGCACUGGUAAUAUACCCUCAAAAAGGACCGAAAUAAUUGAUCUUUUACAGGAAGCUGUGCAUCGAGGUGUUAUCAUUGUCAACUGCACUCAAUGCCUGUCCGGCUCAGUAGCCGCAAUUUACGAUGCUGGAGCAGAGCUUAACAAAUUGGGAGUUUUAUCCGGUUCGGAUAUAACUUCUGAGGCAGCGUACACCAAGCUGGCCUAUGUACUGGGGUCUAAUGUGUCACACAAUCGAAAAAUUAAGCUUAUGAAGAACAAUUUACGAGGCGAGAUGACGGUGACAGCAUAAUGAAACCGAACGUACUAAAUUGAAUCAAGGGACUUCCCCCCAUGCGGAUAUACAGUUUAACCCUCUGUCUACAGUAUAUAAUUACAUUAUAUACAUUAUAAUCAUUAUAAUCAACAUUAUAUAUCAAUUAUACAUAUAUACAUAUACAUACAUACAUAUGUAUGUACAUAUCUAUGAACAUA
Molecule: messenger RNA, 1361 nt
Organism: Drosophila subobscura
Lineage: Eukaryota; Metazoa; Arthropoda; Insecta; Diptera; Drosophilidae
Product: L-asparaginase-like
Exons: 4
Coding region: 82-1179 (365 amino acids)
Molecular function (GO): asparaginase activity
Source: RefSeq, a predicted model, not a curated record